AUGGCUACCACACCAGGUUCAUCGCAAUGUACAAUAGUAGUCCAAGCGAAUAACACAAAUAGAACCGAGAAGGAUCUCGAAGCCCAGAAAACGAUUGCAUCGUCAGACUCGAUAGAGGAACCGUUGAUCUUUGAAGAGAAUGACGACGCCGGCUUGCAGGACAAUUCCCAUAUUCCUCGUCUCCCUCUCCUCAAGUUGUUCUGGUUCUUCUUUUACAAUUUCGGUCUCUUCGCCUGGGCUGGUCCUGUCGCUCAAAUUGCAUUGAUAAAAGAAAAGCUAGUGGUACAAGACAAGUGGAUUACGGUCGCCAGGUUCCAACGUGUCUUUUCCGUCUAUCAGGUGCUUCCUGGCCCCGAGGCAACAGAGCUAUGUAUGUUCUUUGGCUGUCUAUCGGCUGGUAAGCUUGGAGGCUUUGUCGCCGGCAUCGCAUUUGUCUUGCCAGGGUUCAUCCUUAUGGUUCUUGCCUCCUACCUCUACUCAUUACUAGGGAUGGAAAACAAAUACUUCAAUGCAUCAUUUCGCGCCGUUCAACCGGUCGUUGCUGCCAUGAUCCUCCGCGCGACACAUAUUAUCGCGGAUCAUUCUGUUCUUGAUCAUAAAACCCGCCAGAUCAAACCUAUCCUGGUCAUUAUUGCUCUUUGCACCGCACUCAACAGUGCCCUUCAUAUCAACAUCUUUAUAUCCCUCGGUUUAUAUGGGAUAAUAUUCUUGCUCACAUCACAUGGCAUGUGGAUAAUAGCUACCAUCCUAUUCACUUUGCAAUAUGUCGUAUACGGCGUCUAUGUCCAUUUCCGCGGUGUCCCUUCGCCAGUCUCCCUUGCACUUGGUAUAGCAGAGACACCUACUCUUGGGAACCUUUUUAUUCUAGGCAUAGUGGCCGGCUGUCUCUCAUUUGGCGGUGCGUACACAGCUAUACCAAUCAUUCAGGUUGAAGCAGUUUUGAAGGGUGGUUGGCUGCCGGCACAUGUCUUUCUGGAUUGUAUCGCAAUUAGCAACGUGCUGCCGGCCCCUCUUACCAUAUUCGCUACAUUUGUUGGGUUUCAAGGCGGCCUGGUGGCGGGCGGUCUCGGGGAGGCUUUCGCUGCUUCGAUAAUAAUCACUGUUGGGAUAUUGGCCCCGUGCUUCAUUUUCACAAUUGCUGGGCACAGCUUGUUGGAGAAACUGGUUUGUAACAAGAUUCUCUCCGAUUUCUUUGACGGAUUAUGUGCCGCUGUUAUCGGCGUAAUCGCUGUGAUAGCGAUUCAAAUCCUGCAGUCGAGUAUCGGAGUGCCUACUGCUAGUAGUGAGAUUGUUUCUAGCCGCUCUGAGAGUGCUCUUGCAGCAGUAUUAUACAUUUUAGCAAUCGGCGCUCUCUAUAAAUUCACCAAUAAAUACACCCCGCUGUUACUAGUAAUAAUUGGGGCCAUUGCUGGGCAAUUUCUCUUUGUCUGA
Messenger RNA from Talaromyces marneffei, 1431 nucleotides. RefSeq lists its product as uncharacterized. Gene Ontology annotation, biological process: chromate transport. Gene Ontology annotation, molecular function: chromate transmembrane transporter activity. The transcript has 4 exons. NCBI's taxonomy places the organism in Eukaryota, Fungi, Ascomycota, Eurotiomycetes, Eurotiales, Trichocomaceae. The record is from RefSeq and is a predicted model, not a curated record. Bases 1 to 1431 code for a protein of 476 amino acids.